This is a messenger RNA of Maudiozyma saulgeensis, 1782 nucleotides long. NCBI's taxonomy places the organism in Eukaryota, Fungi, Ascomycota, Saccharomycetes, Saccharomycetales, Saccharomycetaceae. The record is from the annotation of a GenBank genome assembly.
AUGUCUGGUGUUCAAGAAAAAAAUUUGGAUAUCGAACAAGGUACUCCAGCAAUUGCCAAUCAAGCUAAUUUAACUGAAGGUGGUAACACUGCUUUUCACAAUUAUAUUAAUGAUUUUGCUCACAUCGAUGAUCCCUUAGAAAGAAGAAGAUUAGCCCUAGAAAAAAUUGAUGAAACUAGUUUCGGCUGGUUACAAAUUAGAACUAUUUUAGUUGCUGGUGUUGGUUUCAUGACUGAUUCUUAUGAUAUUUUCGCUAUUAAUAUUGGUAUUGCAAUGUUAUCUUACGUCUUUUGGGAAGGUAAUAUGCCAGCCUCUACUACUACUCUAUUAAAAGUUUCUACUUCUGUCGGUACCGUCAUCGGUCAAAUCGGUUUUGGUUGUGCCGCCGAUAUUUUAGGUCGUAAGAAAAUUUAUGGUACCGAAUUAAUCGUUGUCAUCGUCACAUGUAUAUUACAAUGUUCCAUUGGUACUUCUCCAGGUGUUAAUUUUGUUGCAGUUUUAACUUUUUAUAGAAUUAUCAUGGGUAUUGGUAUCGGUGGUGAUUAUCCAUUAUCUUCAAUUAUCACAUCUGAAUUCUCUACCACUAAAUGGAGAGGUGCUAUUAUGGGCGCGGUUUUCGCUAAUCAAGCUUGGGGUCAAAUUGCUGGUGCCAUUAUUGCUUUGAUUACUGUAGCUGCUUACAAGGAUGAUUUAAAACAUGCUAACUCUGGUGCUGAAUGUGAUGCAAGAUGUCAAAAGGCUUGCGAUCAAAUGUGGAGGAUCCUUGUCGGUUUUGGUGCCGUUCCAGGUGUAUUAGCUUUGUACUACAGAUUAACUAUUCCAGAAUCUCCAAGAUAUCAAUUAGAUAUUAAUACUGACCAUUCUGAAGUUCAAAGAGUUACCAUUAAUAACGAUACUAAACUAGAUCACAUUGACUCAUCUGAUGCUCAUUCUGAGAAUUUGGCCGCUUCUAUCUACCACGAUGAAGAAAGAAUGAUCGAACAAAUGUAUGGUGAUGAUGCUGCCGCUCCACCAAAGGCCUCUUUCAAGGAUUUCUGUCGUCAUUUCGGUCAAUGGAAAUAUGGUAAGAUCUUAUUAGGUACCGCUGGUACUUGGUUCAUGUUGGAUGUUGCCUUCUACGGUUUAUCUCUAAACUCUGCUGUCAUUUUACAAACUAUUGGUUACGCCGGUUCUAGCAAUGUUUACCAAAAAUUAUACGAUUCUUGUGUUGGUAAUUUGAUUCUAAUCUGUGCUGGUUCUUUACCAGGUUACUGGUGUUCUGUUUUCACAAUCGAUACAAUCGGUAGAAAACCUGUUCAAAUCAUGGGUUUUGUCAUGUUAACUGCUUUAUUCUGUAUUAUUGGUUUUGCUUACGAUAAAUUAACCGAUCACGGUCUAUUAGUUUGUUACGUCUUCUGUCAAUUCUUCUGUAACUUUGGUCCAAAUGUUACUACUUUCAUUAUUCCAGGUGAAAUUUUCCCAACCAGAUACAGAUCCUCAGCUCAUGGUAUCUCAGCGGCCUCUGGUAAGAUUGGUGCUAUUAUUGCUCAAACCGCUUUAGGUACUUUGAUUGAUCACAACUGUGCUAGAGAUGGUAAGAAGAAGAACUGUUGGUUACCACAUGUUAUGGAAAUUUUCGCUUUAUUCAUGCUUGUUGGUCUAUUAUUAUGUUUCUUAGUUCCAGAAACUAAGAGAAUGACUCUAGAAGAAAUUGCUGAAAAAUACCACGAUGAAGUAGAUCCAUCUAAAGUAAACAGACAACGUCUGGAAUCUGAAUCUGAAGAAGCUAGCAAUUCACAAUAA